Cicer arietinum (chickpea) is the source of this 941-nucleotide messenger RNA. The record is from RefSeq and is a predicted model, not a curated record. Lineage: Eukaryota; Viridiplantae; Streptophyta; Magnoliopsida; Fabales; Fabaceae.
ACUCGCAGGAUCGUGGAUCACUAAAGGUAAUUACUCACGGAUUGAAAUUGAAGAAGUUUGCGGAAGUUCCUAUUCCAGCUCCUGUAGAGCAUUGGAUUCAGGAAUCUGGGCUGAUGCAUCUAUCUUCAGGCUACCUCACAAUGGCGGAUGCUGGUCUGAUAUCGGCAUUUGUUGAAAGAUGGCACCGAGAGACCAGCUCAUUUCAUCUGCCAUUUGGAGAGAUGACGAUCACCUUAGAUGAUGUUGCAACUCUCCUUCACAUCUCACCGCAUGGUAAAUUUUUUGAUGCACCUUUGAAUAUGAAUACCAAUAAUGCUAUAAGAGCUGCACAUGAGUACUUAGGUGCAACAUGGGAGGAAGCAUGUGCUGAGAUUAGUUAUAAUAAAUGUGCCCAAUAUAGAUUGCAAUGGUUGCGUGAUUUGUAUAGCCGUCUCAUUCAAACUAACCAGUUUGAGUGUGCGGCUAGAACGUAUCUGUUGCAUUUAGUUGGCUGCACUAUUUUCGCCGAUAAAACACAUACGCGUGUUGAGGCGAAAUACAUUUCUUUUUUUAUUGAUUUACAUCGUUGUCGAGACUACUCGUGGGCUUCCGCGGCAUUAGUUUUCCUUUAUGACAACUUGGGAGAUGGAGCUAUCCACGACACUCGACAGCUGGGAGGUUACAUGAGCCUACUGCAGUGUUGGAUUUACGAGCACUUCCCUAAGAUCUGUAAGCGGGGUGAUAGAGGAGCGGUUCCUGCGCAUCUUCCAAGAGCAUGAAGGUGGACUGCAAAACAUGUUGUUGAAGGUGGAUUGAUGGCAUAUCGUCGGAGACUUGAUGGGUUGUUGCUCGAGGAUGUAGUGUUUACACCGUAUGAUGAUGAUCGAGCUAAUCAUCCGUUUGUAUCGGUUUCGAUGUUUUCUGGAUAUCUUCGAUGUGGUGGAGUCUCAGUCCCAUAUUUG